UUUCACACAGCCUGUAGCUUUAAGUCUCUUGCUGGGCUGUCCCCUGCGAACUGCUCAUUCCACAUUCUCGGGGUGGUGGGGUGGGUGGGGUGCCGGCACGCCCUGGGGAGGAUGGCUAUAAGGCACAGGGAUCACGGGGCCCCUGGAGAGCUGAGGGUUUGCUCAGUUCAUCUGUUCACAUGAUUCUGCUGCUCCUGGGUGUCUCGGGGAUCUUGCUGCUUCUGGGGCUUUGGGGGCUGCUCCGGGGCUAUGCCCGGCAUUGCACCCUAGCCCCUCGGUGGCCCCCUGGGCCUCGCCCUCUGCCGUUCCUGGGGAACCUGCAUUUGCUGGGUGUGACCCAACAGGACCGGGCACUGAUGGAGCUCUCAGAACGCUAUGGGCCAGUGUUCACAGUCCACCUGGGAUCUCAGAAGACUGUGGUGCUGUCAGGCUACGAGGUGGUGAGGGAGGCCCUGGUUGGGACCAGGCAUGAACUGGCCGACAGGCCCCCGAUCCCCAUCUUCCAGCUCAUCCAGCAAGGCGGGGGCAUCUUCUUUUCCUCUGGAGCUCACUGGAGGGCGGCUCGCCAGUUCACGGUGCGGACGCUGCACAGCCUGGGGGUGGGACAGCCCCCCAUGGUGGGCAAGGUGCUGCAGGAGCUGGCCUGUCUUAAGAGGCAGCUGGACAGCUAUGGAGGCCAGCCCUUCCCCUUGGCCCUGCUGGGCUGGGCACCCUGCAACAUCACCUUCGGACUCGUCUUUGGCCAGCGCUUUGACUACCAGGACCCUGUGUUUGUGUCCCUGCUGAGUCUCAUUGACCAGGUCAUGGUCCUGUUGGGGUCACCUGGCAUACAGCUAUUCAACACCUUCCCCCGGCUGGGGGCUCUGCUGCGGUUGCACAGGCCUGUCUUGAGCAAGAUCGAGGAGGUGCGCGCCAUCCUGAGAACCCUGCUGAAGGCACGGAGACCACCCUUGCCAAGUGGCGGCCCCAUGCGGAGUUACAUGGAGGCUCUGCUCCAGCAGGGCCAGGAGGAUGACCCUGAGGACAUGUUUGGCGAGGAAAAUGUCCUGGCCUGCACAUUGGACAUGGUCAUGGCUGGAACAGAGACCACAGCAGCCACACUGCAGUGGGCAGUCUUCCUAAUGGUUAAGCACCCGCAUGUGCAGGGCCGUGUGCAGGAGGAGCUGGACCGAGUGUUGGGCCCCGGGCAGCUACCCCGGCCAGAGGACCAGCGAGCGCUGCCGUAUACCAGUGCAGUGCUGCAUGAGACCCAGCGGUACAUCACACUCCUGCCCCAUGUGCCCCGCUGCACAACUGCUGAUAUCCAGCUGGGGGGCUACCUGCUUCCCAAGGGCACCCCUGUGAUCCCUCUGCUGACCUCAGUGCUCCUGGACAAGACGCAAUGGGAGACCCCAAGCCAGUUCAACCCACACCACUUCCUGGAUCUCGACGGGCGGUUCGUGAAGCGGGGCGCCUUCCUGCCUUUCUCCACUGGCCGCCGGGUCUGCGUUGGAAAAAGCCUGGCCAUGAUGGAGCUCUUCCUGCUUUUUGCCGGCCUCCUCCAGCGGUACCAUCUGCUGCCCCCACCCGGCCUCAGCCCCGCAGACCUGGAUCUGCGGCCUGCCCCAGCCUUUACCAUGCGCCCCCCUGCCCAGACCUUGUGUGCAGUGCCUAGAUUCUAG
Microtus ochrogaster (prairie vole) is the source of this 1661-nucleotide messenger RNA. RefSeq names its product cytochrome P450 family 2 subfamily W member 1 (gene Cyp2w1). Gene Ontology annotation, molecular function: heme binding; iron ion binding; oxidoreductase activity, acting on paired donors, with incorporation or reduction of molecular oxygen, reduced flavin or flavoprotein as one donor, and incorporation of one atom of oxygen. Gene Ontology annotation, biological process: xenobiotic metabolic process. The record is from RefSeq and is a predicted model, not a curated record. Lineage: Eukaryota; Metazoa; Chordata; Mammalia; Rodentia; Cricetidae. Gene Ontology annotation, cellular component: cytoplasm; intracellular membrane-bounded organelle.